Mytilinidion resinicola is the source of this 633-nucleotide messenger RNA. RefSeq lists its product as uncharacterized. The record is from RefSeq and is a predicted model, not a curated record. The coding region runs from base 13 to 633 and encodes 206 amino acids. NCBI's taxonomy places the organism in Eukaryota, Fungi, Ascomycota, Dothideomycetes, Mytilinidiales, Mytilinidiaceae. The transcript has 2 exons. Gene Ontology annotation, molecular function: protein binding.
UACAUUACCAACAUGCAGACACCCGCAGCACCGUCGAUGGAACUCGGAGCCCCCUUUUUCAGGCCUGAAGAAGUCGAUCUAUGUUAUCAGGCCGCUUGUAAGGGAGAUCUCGAGGAAGUCAAAAAGCAAGUUCAGCGGCUCCUACAUGACUCUCGGCCGUGUCCUGAGCAACACACGCCCCAUCCAAAGCGGUUGUGCAACUCGCUUUUCAUAGCCAUUCAGAAGCAGAACAUCGAAAUGGUGCGAUUCCUGCUUGAUGAGAAUGUUGCAGACCCACAUAUCGUGGCUGAGGGUGCUCUUCUCAACCAUGGUGCCGAUCCCAAUGCCCGUUGCGCGUGGGACUUCACCCCCAUGUCUCUAGCCAUAUACCAGGCUCCUCUGGAACUUAUAGACUAUGUGUUCUCUCGAGGAGGAGAUGCUUGCCGUGGCCAGCUACUCCAAUUGGCCGUCAUCAGGAAGAAACCCGAUGCUCUGCAUGUGCUUCGUCGGGUUAUUCAGCGAGGUGCACCAAUCAAUGAAGUCAAGUAUGAAAAGGAACCGACGGUGUAUUCGGAGCGUGAGCCAUUUGGCCGGGGACAGCACUUCACCGAGCCGCGGAAUCUGGCAACAAAGACGUCGUCAAGUACUUGUUAG